UUGCGCAAUUCUUCCAGAUGGCGGCUAAUUCCAAAAAAGCCAUAAACAAACUAAGAUCCCUGGCAUUGGUGUGCACUGGCGGCGGUUUAGUAUUUUCCGGUUUAUGUAUUAAUCAAGGCAAUGAAGGCUAUUAUAAGAAUGUGUUGAUGCCAGCCACACGCCUUCUGCCACCGGAAACCAGUCACAAAUUGGCCGUGUGGUGUUGUAAAUAUAAAAUAUUUGGAAAACCUGCCAAGCAGGAUGAUGCUAUUUUGGCCACAAAUUUCUUUGGUCACAAUGUGGAAAACCCCUUGGGCAUUGCUGCUGGUUUUGAUAAGCACGGCGAAGCCGUUGAGGGUUUAAAGCAAUUGGGAUUUGGUUUUGUUGAAAUUGGAUCGGUGACACCAGAGCCCCAGCCCGGUAAUCCCCAACCAAGAGUUUUUCGUUUGGUCAACGAUGAGGCCAUCAUAAAUCGUUAUGGUUUCAAUAGUGAAGGUCACACAGUGGUUUUUCAACGUCUAAAAGAACUCAAAGAUUCGGGUCGUUUUAAUGGCAUUUUGGGUAUAAAUCUGGGAAAAAAUAAAACUUCCCCUUCGGCCAAGGACGAUUACAAGCAAGGUGUACAAUUGUUUGGCCCCAUUGCUGAUUAUCUGGUUAUAAACAUUAGCAGUCCCAAUACUCCCGGAUUGAGAGAUUUACAGGGCAAAAAAGAUUUACAAGAACUAUUGGAAACAGUGAUACAAACACGUAAUGAAUUACCCUAUAACAAUAAAGUACCUGUCCUAUUGAAAAUUGCUCCCGACCUAACAACUCAAGAUAUCAAAGAUAUUGCUUCGGUUAUAAAUAAAAAGUCUUGCCAUGUUGAUGGUCUAAUUGUCUCCAAUACAACGGUGUCACGUGAAAAUCUCAAAGAUGUUGAGGUAGCUAAAGAAACUGGAGGUCUUAGUGGAGUACCUUUACGUUCGAAGUCGACACAACUUGUUGCCGAAAUGUAUUACCAGACAAGUGGUAAAAUACCCAUUGUUGGAGUGGGUGGUAUUUCAUCGGGUCAGGAUGCAUUUGAGAAACUGGAAGCUGGUGCUUCUUAUUUACAACUGUAUACAUCAUUCAUUUACCAAGGGCCACCGGUGGUGAAACGCAUUAAGCAAGAACUUGCUGAAAUUCUAAAAGCUAAAGGAUACAAGUCGAUUGGCGAAGCGGUGGGCAGUAAUUAUAAGGCCUACUUGGGCAAGUAG
Molecule: messenger RNA, 1214 nt
Organism: Musca vetustissima
Lineage: Eukaryota; Metazoa; Arthropoda; Insecta; Diptera; Muscidae
Gene: Dhod
Product: dihydroorotate dehydrogenase (quinone), mitochondrial
Exons: 3
Coding region: 18-1214 (398 amino acids)
Biological process (GO): 'de novo' pyrimidine nucleobase biosynthetic process; pyrimidine ribonucleotide biosynthetic process
Cellular component (GO): cytoplasm; mitochondrial inner membrane
Molecular function (GO): dihydroorotate dehydrogenase activity
Source: RefSeq, a predicted model, not a curated record